Molecule: messenger RNA, 363 nt
Organism: Tetrahymena thermophila SB210
Lineage: Eukaryota; Ciliophora; Oligohymenophorea; Hymenostomatida; Tetrahymenidae
Exons: 1
Source: RefSeq, a predicted model, not a curated record
AUGAAAGAAGAAGAAAAGCUGCUGAAGCUGCAGAAUAAAGGUAAUAAGCUAAUAAAAAUAGAGGUUUAUCUGAAAAAGGAAUAGUUGAAAUGCAAUUCAAAGAAAGGAAAAUGCAAGAAGCUGAAAAAUAUGAAUAAAAAAAUGAAAAUUAUGUUCUUCAAGUAAAUAUUUUUUAAUUUAAAGGCUAAUUUAAAAUCUAAAUUUUAUAUUAAUAUAAAUUUAGUGGAAAUGAAGGAAGGAUUAGUUCAAAUUCGCUUUAAAAUUAAAAUAAUUGUAAAUAUGAAACAAAGUCUUAUAAAAUAACAAGCAAUAAAUAUUAUAUAGUUAAAAAAAAUUUAAAACUAAAAUUUAUUCAAUCAAUGA